CAAUGCCAGUUUCAUUCUCAGUCUGUGCUAAACUCACCAUCUGAUCAGAUCAGGUGGAUGUCGUAACCCGCCGGAGGAGUGCAUUUCACGUAUAUACGCGUCUGCGUUGUUAACAAGUUUUCACGUGGAAUCGCAGUAAGGUUUUCGCUCUUGUCUUUGUAUUCGCGCAGGAUAAUAAACGCAUCACCAGUAAGUGAAAUAAUGACAGAGCCAAACAUGGACGAUAUUCCCGAUAGAAUCGCCGAAACCUUCAAGGGACGAGACAUCUUCAUCACCGGUGGUACCGGAUUCCUGGGAAAAGUAAUGCUCGAAAGAUUCCUUCGUUGCAUACCGGAAGUUGGAACGAUUUACUUGCUGAUCAGAGGGAAGAAGGGGAAGGACCCGAAACUGCGAAUGGACGAAAUAUUCAAUGGACCGCUUUUCGAAAAGGUUAGAGAACAGAGGGGGCUGCCGGCUCUUCAUAAAUCAGUCGCUAUCAUCAACGGGGACGUCUCCAUGCCUGGACUCGGCUUGUCAGCGGAAGACAGAAAACUGUUGUGCGAAAAAAUUAGCAUCGUUUAUCACGCAGCCGCUACUGUCAGAUUCGACGAGAUGUUGAAGAAGGCCGUUCUGCUGAAUACACGUGGUACAAAACUAAUGCUAGAACUUGCCAAAGAAAUGAAGAAGUUAAUUCUCUUCGCUCAUAUCAGUACGGCGUAUUGUCAUCUCGAGGAAAAGAUUCUAGGCGAAAAACCGUACCCGCCGCCAGCGGAUCCCCAUAAGGUGAUAAGGUGCGUUGAAUGGAUGGAGGACGAGGUGGUCGAGGCGAUGACGGACAAGAUCCUGGGGGAUUUGCCCAACACGUACGCGUUCACCAAGGCGCUUUCUGAGGGUUUGGUCGAAGAGGCGAUGCCUCAUAUCCCUGCGGUCAUUCUCCGACCCAGUAUAAUAAUUCCGAUGUGGAGAAACCCGCUCCCUGGAUGGACAGACAACAUAAAUGGACCAACGGGUCUCCUGAUCGGGGCUGGGAAGGGAGUCAUCAGAACAAUGUACUGCAAUCAAAAUGAUUAUGCCGAUUACCUCCCGGUAGACAUUGCGGUAAACGCGAUAUUCGUUACCACGUGGAAUUAUUUGACCAACAACGACCGUGAGAAAAACGUAUACAAUCUCACAAGCAGUACCGAGUUCAAGAUAUCGUGGGCAGAAAUUAUCGAACGUGGUCGUCGCAUAACAAAAAUUGUACCUUUGAACGGGGUCGUUUGGUACCCGGGCGGUAGUAUGAAGAGCUCGCGCUUGAUGCAUAAUAUCUGUGUAUUCUUCUUCCACAUGCUUCCGGCUUACUUUAUUGACACUAUAUUAUUCCUCGCGGGACACAAGCCAAUCAUGUGCAGAGUGCAGCGAAGAAUUCAAAAAGGUUUCGAAGUGUUCGAGUACUACGCCAAUAAUCAGUGGGACUUUGACAACGGGCACAUAAGGGAAGUCAGAGAGAUGCUCAAUCCUAAGGAGCGGAAAUUGUAUGUGCUUGACGGCGACGAUAUGGAUAUUGAUGCCUACUUUGAAGACUGCAUUAGGGCGGCAAGGAUUUAUAUUCUUAAAGAGUAUCCGGAGACUCUACCUGCAGCUCGUAGACACAUGAGAGUUAUGUACUGGGUCGACGUUAUCACGAAAGUCUUGUUCUGUUUGCUGAUUAUCUACACUUUGGCAUCGUGGAGCGAUAGUUUUCGAGCUAUGUUGGCUGGUGGAUGGGCCCUAAUAGCCGGAGUUUUAGCCUUAUAGCUGUUUAUACAUUACAUGUCUUCUUUUAUAACAAGUUAGCAAUACCUUUUUAAUACAAUAUGUAAUACCAAAUGUAAUAGAUGAUCUAUGAAUGUAU
Messenger RNA from Diprion similis, 1852 nucleotides. Its product is annotated as putative fatty acyl-CoA reductase CG5065. Bases 202 to 1755 code for a protein of 517 amino acids. Gene Ontology annotation, cellular component: peroxisome. Lineage: Eukaryota; Metazoa; Arthropoda; Insecta; Hymenoptera; Diprionidae. The transcript has 9 exons. The record is from RefSeq and is a predicted model, not a curated record. Gene Ontology annotation, biological process: long-chain fatty-acyl-CoA metabolic process. Gene Ontology annotation, molecular function: alcohol-forming very long-chain fatty acyl-CoA reductase (NADP+) activity.